This is a messenger RNA of Salvia hispanica, 480 nucleotides long. The record is from RefSeq and is a predicted model, not a curated record. NCBI's taxonomy places the organism in Eukaryota, Viridiplantae, Streptophyta, Magnoliopsida, Lamiales, Lamiaceae.
GCAUGGCUGCCCGCCGCUUGGGACGUUUUGCCACCUCCGCCACGCGCUGCCUUCCUCUCUGCAAUUCCGUUCGAUCUACCAAUUCUUUUUCAGGGAACGCGGAAACUACGAGUGCCAGGGGAAACAAGCUAUACACACCCUUUGCAAAUCCAACAAAUCAAUCCACAGGGAUAGCUUCCUGCGUAUCCGAGACUAAUUGUCAAUCAUUCUCUCCAUUCUCACAACUUUGGAAGGCAAACAAGCCUCACAUAUACUAUGUUUAUUGUCGCGAUAAAGUUCUUGGUUCUUACUUUGCUGCAUAUUCCCUUGAAGAGGAUUGCACCAUCAACACCAUGCCACCCAAAUAUUACAAAUGUCUCCCCUCUUUUCUGGUGAAUGAUUAUGGCUUCACUGGGGCUAGUUCGAAUGGUCUAUUUCUUUUUCAUAGUAUUAAGUUGGGUUAUGUUCUUUGGAACCCAACAAUGAGUGAGUAUAACUAGG